Molecule: messenger RNA, 783 nt
Organism: Vicia faba (fava bean)
Lineage: Eukaryota; Viridiplantae; Streptophyta; Magnoliopsida; Fabales; Fabaceae
Source: the annotation of a GenBank genome assembly
AUGACGGAUCAUCAAAAAAUCCAUCCAUUUCAUGAUGUUGAUCUUGAAGCGCCACAACAACAACAACCUUCAGCUCCUUUAGUAACAAGAAACAUGUCAAAAUCCGAUGAUGUUCAACAUCAUCAACAACAACAACCUCUUCCUACACAACAACCUAGUAUUCCUAUGAAUCAUUAUCCAAAACCACCAAAGAAAAGAAGAAGCUGUUGCUGCAGACUCUUCUGUUGGCUAUUCAGCAUCCUAUUGAUUCUAAUCAUCGCAAUCGCCAUAGCAAUAGGAGUCCUCUUCCUGGCUUUCCGCCCCAAAAUCCCGAAAUACUCCGUGGAUGAACUCCACGUCACGCAGUUCGAUCUCUCAGGCAACAACAGCUUAUCAGUAACUUUCAACCUCUCAAUCACUGCAAGAAAUCCAAACAAAAGAAUCGGAAUUGAUUAUCGAGGUGGAAGUCACAUAAGUGCUUGGUACGCAGACACAAAACUAUGUGAAGGUUCAUUACCUAAAUUUUACCAAGGUCAUAAAAAUGUUACUGUUCUUAGUAUACCUUUGUCUGGAGAGACACAGAAUGCAACAGGUUUGAGAGAUUCUUUACAGCAACAGAUUCAAGAUGAGGGAAGUAUCCCUCUUAAUUUGAAGGUGAAACAGCCUGUGAGGAUUAAGUUUGGAAAGUUGAAGAUUUUUAAGAUUAAUUUCAGGGUUAGGUGUAGGAUUGUGGUGGAUAAUCUUAAUGCUAAUAAUUCUAUUAGAAUUAGAAGUAGUAGUUGUAAGUUUAGGUUUAAGCUUUGA